Messenger RNA from Myotis daubentonii (Daubenton's bat), 634 nucleotides. It is a transcript of the gene TMEM210, whose product is annotated as transmembrane protein 210. Lineage: Eukaryota; Metazoa; Chordata; Mammalia; Chiroptera; Vespertilionidae. The record is from RefSeq and is a predicted model, not a curated record.
CUGAGGGUGACUCCCAGGCCCAUCCACCCUGCCUGCCCCACCCCCACCCCCAAGGGCGAGCGAGGCUCAGGCUGAGGCCCUGCCCCCACCCUCCCUGCCUCAGGGCCCUACUGUGAGGUCAGCGCCUGCCGCUGAGUUCCGUCCAGAGGUGUGUGUGGUCAGGCUGGAGGCCGGACAUGGCCCCCUGGCCGCAGCCUGACUUCUGCCUGCUUGGCAGCCCCCUGGGCCUGAUAUGCUGGUCCCUUUUGAUCCCGGCUGCAGCUGGAAACCACUGCGACUGCAGCCUGGGCCUCAGCCGGGAGGCCCUCAUUGCCCUGCUGGUGGUGCUGGUGGGCAUCAGUGCCAGCUGCUUCUUUGCCCUGGUCAUCGUGGUGGUCGGCGUCAUCCGAGCCAAGGGUGAGACAUGCACAGGAACCAUGGACAGCAGUUUGGUGCAGGAGGACCACCUGGACCUGCAAACGGUGCACGUGGAGUCCCACCACAUGGACGCCAACCUGGAGCUCUCCCCAGAGGACCAGGGCCUGGUCACCAUUCCCAUGGACCCUGCCCAGGCCCUGGAGGAGCCUCUCUGCCCACCGCUGCCUGAGUAGGCGGUGGCCGCAGGGGGAGGGAAAUGAAAUCCUAUUUACUGUUC